This is a messenger RNA of Teleopsis dalmanni, 4153 nucleotides long. RefSeq names its product GATA zinc finger domain-containing protein 14 (gene roq). Gene Ontology annotation, molecular function: metal ion binding. Bases 192 to 4085 code for a protein of 1297 amino acids. Lineage: Eukaryota; Metazoa; Arthropoda; Insecta; Diptera; Diopsidae. The transcript is spliced from 5 exons. The record is from RefSeq and is a predicted model, not a curated record.
CACAUAACGGAGUUGGUUUCAUACAAAUUUGUAUGAUUUUUUGUUUUAUUUUUAAAUUUUUAUAAAUUCUACAAAAUAUAUAUUUGGAAAAAAAUUUUAUAAAAAGGUGGAAGGAAAUAUAUAGCAAAUAAGCAAAAUCGGGGCAGCAAAUUAAUAUUAAUAUAUCGUCAAAAUAUGUGGUGUGUGUAAGAAUGCCAAUUCAGGCGCCAUCAUGGACAGAAUUUCUAUCCUGUCCGAUUUGCUGCAACGAAUUUGCACCUAAUCAGCGUUUGCCGAUAAGCCUCGGAUGUUGUCAUACAAUAUGUCGUUUGUGCCUUGGAACAAUACACAAUCGUCAAUGUCCCUUCGAUCAAACUUUAAUUACGACUGAUAUCGAAAAUUUGCCUGUCAACUUUGCAUUACUUCAGUUAAUCGGCAGUAGCAACUGCGCGAAUUUGGCUAAUGAUGAAGACAUCUUUGAAAACUCGCCACCAAGUGUGCGUGCUCUCGUUGGCGAAGAUUUUAAGUGCUACAGACUGUCUAAGAAAUGUAUCGAAAACUUAGCUCUACAUCUUAAACCGAUGCUAACAAAUGGCAAUGUUGGGACUAUGCUGUCACGCCCAAUGCAACGUAAAUUGGUGACCCUUGUGAACUGUCAACUAAUAGAAGUCGAAGGUCGUAUUCGUGCUUUACGCGCUGCACGUUCAUUGGGAGAACGUACUGUUACCGAGUUGAUUUUACAACAUCAAAAUCCGCAGCAGUUAAGUUCUAAUUUGUGGGCUGCUGUUCGAUCACGUGGUUGUCAAUUUUUGGGUCCACCUAUGCAAGAGCAAGUGCUUAAAUUAGUCCUACUAGCAUUACAGGAUGGAAAAGCUUUGUCUCGUAAGGAGCUGGUUAUGUCUGUUGUUAAAAAACUAGAGCUACACUAUCCACAAGCUUCAAAAACUAGUAUUGGUCAUGUAGUGCAACUACUUUAUCGUGCCAGUUGUUUUAAAGUCUCGAAACGGGAAGCUGAUUCAUCCUUGAUGCAAUUGAAAGAAGAGUUUCGUACUUAUGAAACAUUGCGACGCGAACAUGACGCUCAGAUUGUUCAAAUUGCCACAGAAGCGGGUUUACGUAUUGCACCUGAGCAAUGGUCAUCAUUAUUAUACGGUGACACAAUGCAUAAAUCACAUAUGCAGAGUAUAAUCGAUAAAUUACAAACACCUUCAUCGUUCGCUCAAUCUGUGCAAGAAUUAGUUAUAGCAUUGCAGCGCACAAGCGACCCGUCAAAUCUUUCAAGUUUACAUGCACACUUAAAAUUGCUUGCUAAUAUAGAUCCUAUAGUGGAUACAGUCCCUUCUUGGCAAGAGGUUGCAAAAGCAUUGGAUGCAGUACGUUUUGUCGUUGUUGGUUUAGUAGAGUACAUGCAACAUCACGGAAAUCGGAAGCUACCAGACUGUUCCAUUGGACAAAUGAAUCCUAAUGCAAAGUAUAAAAUUAGCUUGUGCCGCGAUCUAUUUGCUAGAAAAAUAUGCACACGUGGAUCAAGUUGUACAUUUGCCCAUACUGAGGAAGAACUUGAACGUUAUCGAGCCAAAAGUCGGAAAAAUUCGAAACACGUCAUGCACACUGGUGGAAACAGUCAAAACUCAUCGAAUUGUAAGAACGAUUUUCAAUUACAACAUAAUCACCAUAGUCCGCAUACAGUGAUGUUACAUCCUGGCGAUGAUUCCACAGCCCCUACCUCGGUUUCUACAUCACCAAUGCGGUAUGCCACACCUGGACAUGGAAAACCUCAUCGUGGUAAUUACAGGGUUACAUCGCCAUUAAAUACUAAUUCUCCACCAGGCGGACAUAAUAUACAUUCAAUGCAUCAUAGCCCAAUUCCAACGGGCAGUAAUGUAUUACUAGGCGCUGGUCCAGUACCACCAAUAAAUGUGCCACCUUUGCAUUGCUACGAUCCGUCAUAUCAACCAUUAAAUUUUAAUUCACCAACACCGGCUGGAAUUGUUUCACCAAAUUCCUUUUGCAAAACUAAUAGCGGAAUAUUGCCAUCCAUGAAUUUUACAACUUUUCAACCUUCAACAUUGCCACCGUCGGCGAAUAUGACCACCGUUAACCCACCGAAAUAUUUAGGAAAUAAUGCAUCUGGCUUUGAUACACAAUUCGGUUCAAAAGGUCUUUACAAUGUGUUAGCAUCUGAUCUUUACAAUACGGGUGCAGUAAAUCCAAAUUCUUCAUUCUUCGGCAGUGGCAAUAAUUCAACAGUAUCAUCAGAUUUUUCAAUUCCAUUAAACGCUUCGAAACUAGCAACUUCUAAUUCCAUGUGGGUGAACCAAAAGAAGCAACAAACUCAGCACCAAGGUCAUGUAAAUGACAAUUCGCUUAGACACUCCCAAACGUUGCUUAGAUUAAAUAACAUUACUCCAGUAGAUGAUGAUUUUGAAAUUGUGCAAAAUAUUUGCCCUAAACCGGACUCUCCAGCUGUUGUUUGGAAGGGAAAUAUGUCUGAGCAAACCAUACAUAAUUUCAUUCAAGCAAUGGAUCAAAUUAAUUUAUCGGAAACUUCUGAUAUUACUAAAGCUGAUACCUUCAUGUCAAAUGACGCAUUUUAUGAUCAUGAUACUUUAGUUCGGCCUGAUAUAAUGUUGAACGAUGGAAAUACAAAAUUUCAUUCAGCUCCAAAUGCUAUACGCAAGGGUCAUAAAAAUAUGAUAAAGACUUCAGGCCGUGAAAAACAGCAGCAACAAAAGUCUUCAAAAGAAAACUCAUCUAGAUCUGGUGGGAACGAGCAAAAUAAUAUACAAACAUUGCUUAGAUCAAAUGACUUGCUUUCCGAUGAGAAUUUUGAAAUAGACACAACUAUUUGUAAUCGUACAGAAUCACCAACAUCAAUUUGGAAAGAGAACGUACCUAAUGAGCAAUGUGUGCAAGAAUUGGUUACUGGUUUACAACGUAGCGACGAUACGACAAACUUUCUUCCAGGUAUUAAUUCAAUUAAAAUGUCAAAUCUAUCACAUCGUGCUGGUAAUGUAAUAACUAAAGAUAAGACAUUUUAUGAAUGUGAUAACAUGAAGGUACCUGAUACAAUUAUGGAUAACGUUAAAGCAUUUCGUCUUUCGUCGAAUGCAUUGCGCAGGGUGCAUAAAAAUGCUACGAGAGUGCCAAAAGAUGCUUCGUUUAAAACAUCAUUUAAUGAGAAUUCCGAUAUAGUACAAAAUAUGUCUAACAGUUCGAAAUCUACACCAGCUAUUUGGAAUGGAAAUCCAAAUAAUGUUCAACCUGGUAAUAAAUUAAUGACGACUUUGCAACGUAGUGGUGAUAUUUCAAAUGUUUUGGAUAUUUAUACACAAGAAAGUAAUACAGCAGUUGAAAGUGCUAAUAUUGGUGCAACUGGAACGGAUGGUUUUCGGGAUCGAGAUAGUUUCGUGCGAUCUGAUUCAAUAUUGGAUGAUGAUGCUGCUACAUUUCAUCCGUCCUCUAGUACACUUGGAAACAAAUAUGGACCCAUAUGUCCUAUGUAUAAAGGUCAAGCAACAACAAGUCAUGUUGCAUCAAAUACAAACCCUUUACUGCAUAGCUGGAGUGGUUUGAAGGCUAAUAGUAAUGACGGUAAUAAAAGUUUUUCAGUGUUUUCGAAUGAUAACUUGCCGCUCAAAUUACCACCAGAAGUGCAUAAUGCCUACAAGUCAAAUGAACAAAAUUCAAAUACAGAAUUCGAGUUCAAAAGCAUGAAAAAUGUUCUCGAUAAUAUAAGUUUCGCAAAUAAUGCUUUGCCUAUACAUUCGGCUGAGAGAAAAGCUGAGAAUGCUUUCGGUUUGGGCUUAAAAUCAUUACAGCUGGUAGAAAAAAGUCUAGAUAAAAAUGAUAAUAUUACUGCUCAAGAGAACUCUAAAUUGGAAGAUACUUUCCUAUGGAAUUUAAAUACAAAUAUUUUCUGGAUGAAUACUUCUACAAAUGUCAAUAAUAAUAAUAACAACAUUUCUGUGUCUCAACCAACUAAAAAUAAUGAAAAUUGUGGAGAUACAUUUGACAAUUAUAGGCGGGAUAUUGAAAAAGAAAUGGCAGAUUUCUGUGAUGAAGUGUGGACUACUCCAGAUGAUAGUGGUAUUAAAUUGGAUUAAAAUUUAAUAUAAAGCCAGCAGAGCUGGAUUUAUGUAUUAAUAAAUUAAAUUUAUUAGUUAUUAUAAAA